AUGCUCGCUACUGUUCUUCGUCGCUUUGCCGCCCUCGCAGUGGCCUGCUUUGUGCUCCAGCUCACCACUGCUGUUGCGAGCCCGACGCCGUUUGACAGACUUGAUGUGCAGGCCCGCGAUGUGCUUGCGGACCUCACACCGAGGUCCUACGACGAGCGUGGACUUGUCGCACGUGCUACGCCGGCUGCGCCUCACUUUGUGGUCUACGGCGACAAGUACGCUCCUGGAACAACCGGCCCUCCUGAUGCAUCGACGAUCAAGGGGUUCAACGUCUUCUUGCUCUCGUUCCUCUUGACGGAAGGCGCCUGGGACAAGGCAUAUGAAUGGACGACGCUGACGGCCGACCAGCGCGCCGCCGUGAAGUCGCAGUACGCCGCGGCGGGUAUCAAGCUGAUGGUAUCCGUGUUCGGUUCGACGGACGUGCCCACCUCCUCAAGGAACGACCCCGUCGGGACCGCGAACACGAUCGCGGCCUGGGUGAAGCAGUGGGGCUUGGACGGUGUCGACGUCGACUACGAGGACUUCAACGCGAUGGAUGCGGGAACGGCCGAGGCCUGGCUGAUCUCGUUCACGACACAGUUGCGUGCACAGCUCCCGGCGGGGAACUUUAUCAUCACACAUGCGCCCGUUGCUCCUUGGUUUACGCCGAACAAGUGGCCGGGUGGAGGAUACCUCAAGGUUCAUCAACAAGUCGGCAGUUUGAUUGACUGGUACAAUGUCCAGUUCUAUAACCAGGGCACGUCAGAAUACACGACCUGUGCGGGUCUCCUGACGACGUCGUCGUCGACCUGGCCCAACUCGGCGCUCUUCCAGAUCGUCGCGUCCGGCGUCCCGGCGAGCAAGCUCGUGAUCGGGAAGCCGGCGAAUUCGGGCGAUGCGACCAACGGGUACAUCGCGCCGGCGACGCUCGCUGGGUGCAUCUCGCAGGCUAAAUCGCAGGGCUGGAAUGCUGGAGUGUCUGUCUGGGAGUUCCCGGAUGCCGCGGCGUCGUGGAUCCAGACUGUCCGAGCGUCGUCGUGGCCCGUCUGA
Molecule: messenger RNA, 1029 nt
Organism: Trametes versicolor FP-101664 SS1
Lineage: Eukaryota; Fungi; Basidiomycota; Agaricomycetes; Polyporales; Polyporaceae
Product: glycoside hydrolase family 18 protein
Exons: 9
Coding region: 1-1029 (342 amino acids)
Biological process (GO): carbohydrate metabolic process
Molecular function (GO): hydrolase activity, hydrolyzing O-glycosyl compounds
Source: RefSeq, a predicted model, not a curated record